Molecule: messenger RNA, 3176 nt
Organism: Anguilla rostrata (American eel)
Lineage: Eukaryota; Metazoa; Chordata; Actinopteri; Anguilliformes; Anguillidae
Gene: ehhadh
Product: enoyl-CoA, hydratase/3-hydroxyacyl CoA dehydrogenase
Exons: 7
Coding region: 233-2395 (720 amino acids)
Biological process (GO): fatty acid beta-oxidation
Cellular component (GO): peroxisome
Molecular function (GO): (3S)-3-hydroxyacyl-CoA dehydrogenase (NAD+) activity; NAD+ binding
Source: RefSeq, a predicted model, not a curated record
AGUGAAACACCACUUGCUCAGCGGGAGCUCAUUAAUGCGCGCAAUAUCGUUGUUACUGCUUUCGAAACUCGUCGACAAGGUGAUAUUUUUGCCUGCUUGUUUCUCGACUUCUGGCCAUUUUUGAACUUUCGCUUACUUGGUGGUGCGCCAACAACUAUGUUAUAAAGUUCAACCAAUAGUUCACCUUUGUGCAGUUGAUUUCUGCUUGUGAUAGUCUACAAAGCUAACGACGAUGGCAAGAUAUACUCGAAUUCCGGGAUCACUUGCAUUGAUCACACUUACAAAUCCGCCUGUGAAUGCACUGAGCAUUGCAGUGCGACAGGGCAUCAUUGACACAAUGAGCAGGGCCCUCAGUGACCCGGAAGUGAAAGGCGUGGUGCUAUGCGGGGAGAACAGGAAGUUCUGUGGGGGGGCCGACAUCAGGGAGUUUGCUGGGCCAAUGAAGGGGCCGCACCUGGUCCCGACGUUCGAUUCCAUUGAAGCCGCAGAGAAGCCCGUGGUGGCAGCCAUCGAGGGCGUGGCUCUGGGCGGGGGCCUGGAGCUGGCACUGGCCUGCCACUACCGCAUUGCCCACGUGAAGGCACGGCUGGGGCUGCCCGAGGUCACCCUGGGUCUGCUUCCAGCAGCAGGGGGAACCCAGCGUCUGCCUAGACUCAUCGGGGUGCCCGCUGCGCUCGACCUCAUCACCACAGGGCGGCACGUGUCUGCACAGGAGGCGCUGAAGCUGGGCAUUGUGGACCGUGUGACGGACGGGGACGCGCGGGAGGUGGCGGCGGAGUUGGCGCGGAGCGUGUCAGCGGAGCGGCCCCUCGCCCUGCCCCGCCUGAGCGCCCAGCCGACCCCCCGCCCCCCCGACCUGGACGCCCUCCUGGAGGCGGCGAUGGCGCAGGUCCGGCGGCGCGCCCGGGGGGCCCUGGCGCCCGUGGCCUGCGUGCAGGCGGUCGCGGCGGCCGCCAACCUGCCCUACGGCCAGGGGAUGAGGAAGGAGAGCGAGCUGAUGGACACCCUGUUCGGCUCGGGACAGGCCCGGGCCCUGCAGUACUGCUUCUUCUCCCAGAGGGCUGUGGGGAAGUGGAGCAUGCCCAGCGGAGCGCGCUGGGACAACAGCGCCCCCCGCCCGGUCCGCAAGGCCGCCGUCAUAGGUCUAGGCACUAUGGGGAGAGGGAUAGUCGUGGCCUUCGCUCGGGCGGGGAUCCCGGUAGUUGCCGUAGAGAUGGACGCAAAGCAGCUGGAGGCGGGCAGUCAGGCGGUGGCCGGCAUGUUGGAGAGAGACGCGGCGAGGCGGGGGGCGGAGUCGGCCCUGGGCCUGGUGCGCUACGCGGCGGACCUGCGGGACCUGCGCGAGGUGGACCUGGUGGUGGAGGCCGUGUUCGAGGACCUGGCCCUGAAGAGGCAGGUGUUCGGCGAGCUGUCGACCGCUUGUGAGCCCGACACCCUGCUCUGCUCCAACACCUCCAGCCUGGACCUGGACCAGUUGGCGGCCGCCGUCCGCCGCCCGGAGCUGGUGGUGGGCAUGCACUUCUUUGCCCCGGCGCACGUGAUGAAGCUGCUAGAGGUCGUCUGCGGGCCGCGCUCCGCCCCCGCCGCCGUGGCGACGGUCAUGCAGCUGGGCAAGAGGCUGGGGAAGGUGAGCGUCGCCGUGGGCAGCUGCCCGGGCUUCGUGGGGAACCGCAUGCUCAUGCCCUACCUAAGGCAGGCCAGCUUCCUGCUGGAGGAAGGAGCCUCGCCCGAGCAGGUGGACGGGGCGCUGGAGGAGUUUGGCUUCCCCAUGGGCGUGUUCAGGAUGUCCGACAUGUCCGGGCUGGACGUGGGGUGGAGGGUGCGCAAGGAGUUGGGGCUGACGGGGCCCGGUGUGGCCCCGGGGGAGCCCGCGCGCAGCCGGCAGGGGUCCAGGUACUGCCCCCUGGCGGACCUCCUGUGCGAGCAGGGUCGGCUGGGCCAGAAGACGGGGAGCGGCUGGUACCUGUACGACGGGCCCGGAGGGCAGGAGGCCAGGCCCGACCCCUGGAUGCGGGGCUUCCUGGAGGAGUACCGGAGCCUCCACGGCCUGCGCGCGCGCCCCAUCGGCCAGCAGGAGGUGCUGGAGCGCUGCCUGUACGCGCUCACCAACGAGGGCUUCCGCGUCCUGGAGGACGGCAUGGCCGCGGGGCCCGAGGACGUGGACGUCAUCUACGUGGUGGGCUACAGCUGGCCGGCGCACACGGGCGGGCCCAUGUUCCACGCGGCGGCCGUCGGCCUGCCCGCCGUCCUGGACAGGCUGGAGCACUACCACCGGGCCCACCCCGACGUCCCGGAGCUCCAGCCCAGCCCCCUCCUGCGCAAGCUGGUCGCCAUGGGCAGCCCGCCCAUCCACAAGUGGAGGGAGGUCAUCAAGGGCAUCCACAGUCAGCUGUGAGAAGCCCAGGUCACCACCAUUCCAGCUCAAAUAAGUUGAUCAGUUAAUCAUUUAAUUAAGUGCCUCCGUGUUUCUUUGCUCUUAUAAUAAGAAGUGACUGUGAAUGAUGUAACAAUGUUUCUGCCGCCCUGAUUCGUCAAAACCAGUUGUCCUGGAGGACUGCAGUGUCCUGAAGGUUUCUUAUGUAGGCGCAUGCACACAUGACCUCAGAAUCACCAACUAGUUCAGGUCCAGGAAACCAGGUGAAGUGAGUUAACUGCAAUAAACUACUUUAAUUGAUCAAUAAGUGCUGAAUAACAACAAAAAAACCAGCAGGUUUUUGGCGCUCGAUGGGCUGGACCAACUGAGUACUGGUCCAAACUAUAGGUAAUUUUUGACUGUAUUCAACUGAGAAAAACCUUGAAAAGUUUCAGCUAAACUAUGACUAUUAAAGGUGCUAUAUAACCCCGACUCAUUACAUUACAUUUACAUAAAAUUUAUUUAGCUGACACUUUUAUCCAAAGCAAUGAAAAAAAAAAAGUCCAUAUCAUGGUCAUUGAAAAAACUCAUGUUUUGAGUCGGGAUUACGGUUCUCUAGACACUGGAUGGAGUUUCAAAUAAACCGCUCCUUUGAUGACAGGGCAGAAGCUGGUGAGGAUUUUGGAAUAUGCACAACAAGCAAACUUUGAUCAUAACCUUUAUAUUUUUUGGCUUUUGUGAAGUCUGAAAAUGGAGAUGACAAAAAGCUGAAAAUGCUUUUUAUCAUCUUUUCAAACAGCUGAAAAUAAAUGACUAAAACAUC